AUGUCAACUCCUGACGCCAGGCAAAUCACCAACAACCAUACCAGCCAUGAAGGAGAUGCACCACCCUUGGAAGAAUACUGGAGAAUCAUCGAUUCCAUGAACCCAGACCCAGAAAUGAGAGCGAAAUUGCGUCGCCUUCUCGAACCCCCCAUCUCCGACUACAACAAGGACGUGGCCGCAGGCAUGAUACAGGGUAUGCAGAUCCUCCAAUCCUACGCUCAAGAGCUUCCCCAUGCCCUACCAGAUCGGAAGUCCCGGAUCUACGAUCAUGCUCGCAAGAUACAAAUAGUGCUCGCCAGGAUACUCGACGUUGCUGUUGAUGGUCAGCCCGUGCCGGGCCGGAGAGUAGUUCUGGAGAUAAUGGAGAGGAACUCUCAACGCUUUUCGGCACCGUUAUACACUGCCAUCGCUCGGGUUUGUGGGCAUCCUCGAUUUAACCGGCCAUCAGAUUCGCAGGGAGCAGAUGUGUAG
Messenger RNA from Penicillium cataractarum, 471 nucleotides. RefSeq lists its product as uncharacterized. Bases 1 to 471 code for a protein of 156 amino acids. The transcript has a single exon. The record is from RefSeq and is a predicted model, not a curated record. Lineage: Eukaryota; Fungi; Ascomycota; Eurotiomycetes; Eurotiales; Aspergillaceae.